CUACCUAUAGCUGGGAAUCCCGCAUCAUUUAUAUUUAUUAUUUACCAAUUUAUAUGUUGUAUCUUAAUUUUUCAUAACGAUAUAUAUUUUAUCAUGUAACAAUACAGGUUACUGGGUUAGUUGGUUUAGUGUCGUUUGUGGUAAAACAACUUUUUUUAAAUUUUAAGCUGAAAAAAUAGUUUUUAAAAUGCUAGUUAAAGAAUUUUAUAAAUUUAUUUUAACUGAAGAAUCUACUGUCAAACACCUGCAAGACUAUGGCCUACUACCUUGUGCAAAACAAUGUCACAAAUGUAGCAGUGAAGUAAAACUUUACCAAAGAAAUAACCGAGUAAAAGUAAGAGAAGUUUUCCGGUGUAAAAAAAAGGUUGCCAAACCACCCAAUCAUUAUACGUAAUAAUAAUUCAUUUUUUACUUACGUGGACGCAAAUGAUCGACACAAUAGUGGAUUAAGUCUCAGUAAAAUUAUGGAGAUUGUGUAUUUCUGGGUUAUGGACAAUCAACUAGUUAAAAUAAGAAGAUUUACGGGGAGAUCCAAAAAUACUAUUUGUGACUGGAUGAAUCUCUGUAGAGACAUUCAUGUACGUCUAUUUAACCAAAUUCAACCUUUUGGGGGUCCUGGUCAGAUCGUUCAAAUCGACGAAUGUCUGUUGCGGGGCGCACGGAAAAAUAAUAAAGGACGCUUUCGACUUGCCGAUUUAAAAGCUGCAGUUAUACCUAGACAAGAACAUGAAGAAGACACCAAUCGCAAUUAUGGUCGGAGAAUUGGUGGACCGUGGGUAGUCGGAUUAUGCUGUGUUUUGGAAAGUGGUUUAAUUAAUGCAAGAUUUUUUGUUGUUGAAAAAAUAGACAAAGAAACAUUACAUCAAAUAAUUAAAAAUGAGGUAUUACCUGGUACAACAGUUCAUUCUGAUUCCUGGCUUGGAUAUAAAGGUUUAUCUGAAAAGGGCUAUGUACAUGGAACAGUUAACUAUUCAAAGAAUUUUGUGGACCCGGAAACUGGUGCCAAUACACAAAGAAUUGAAAGUCUUUGGAGGUCUCAUACACUCAAAAUCGUUAAGAAAAUGUGCGGUACUAAUGAAGACCUCUAUUAGAGGGGUACUUAGCCGAGUAUUGGUGGCGAGGAUUAAAUAAAACUGAUAAUAUUUUUGAUAUUCCCUUAGAGAAAUAAAAUUAUGCUUUGUGGAUAAUUCUAUGGAUCCUUAAUAAAAUAGAAUUUUUUUAUUUAUACUUUUAAUACCUAUUUGGAAAAUGUUUUUUUAUUAAUGUGUUUUUAGUGUAAAUUAUAGUAUAACAAUUAUAAAUGAAUUUCUUACUAAAUUAAAUUUUUUUUUUAUACUUUUAAUAUUAUUACGGUAGACCACGCCCAU
This is a messenger RNA of Acyrthosiphon pisum (pea aphid), 1367 nucleotides long. RefSeq lists its product as uncharacterized. Lineage: Eukaryota; Metazoa; Arthropoda; Insecta; Hemiptera; Aphididae. The coding region runs from base 465 to 1091 and encodes 208 amino acids. The transcript has 2 exons. The record is from RefSeq and is a predicted model, not a curated record.